Podospora pseudopauciseta is the source of this 2046-nucleotide messenger RNA. RefSeq lists its product as uncharacterized. The record is from RefSeq and is a predicted model, not a curated record. Bases 1 to 2046 code for a protein of 681 amino acids. Lineage: Eukaryota; Fungi; Ascomycota; Sordariomycetes; Sordariales; Podosporaceae. The transcript has a single exon. Gene Ontology annotation, molecular function: protein binding.
AUGAAGUGCUCACCACAGUCUGCUUCUGGCUCAGAUACCAGCAACAUGAGGGACAUCACCGAACUGCCGCAUGAGCUCUUCCUCAUUGUCAUAUCUCACCUCUCACCGCGAACCUGCGUGCGAUGUCGCUCCGUUUCCCGCCGAUGGCACCACGCCUUUACCGACGAGGCCAACUGCCUCCUGCUCCUACGGUGGAAUUUCCCACGAUGUCGUGAGAUGCGUCUGGCGGCGCUCCUAUCCUCACCCGCCCCUCAGAAAUCAGCAGACAACCUCCCUCCCAACCUCAAGGCUGAAUUGGUCCGGUUUGCCCAAGUACGCCGCGUUUGGUCGUCCACCUUUGCCCAUGUCGCUCGACGGUACCACCACCUCAACCGGGCCACGGCCCGAGUGGUGGAAAAGCUAGACAUGGCACCCUCCCAAAACAACCUCUUCUCCUUUUGGGGUGUGGCCCCCUGGAACCGCUAUCUCCGUCUACACGAAAAGACAGCCAGCUUCCACUACCCCGACCCAUCAUGGUGGUACAGUCAGGAGGACGGCGUGCUGGUCUACCCUGCCACCCGGCCAGAAGGGGACUCACCACCGCUUGAAACAACAGGGCACAUCUACCACAUAGUUGACCUAUCCACCAAACUAGAAUUCCCCGUCCCGUUCGACGUUAGACAAAAGCACAUCCGUCGAGUAAGACUAGCCCAGGGAGUUUUGGUCUUUGAAUGGGCCGAAGUCCUACCCUACCAUCAACUUAACGACCGCGAAGUAGUCCACAGGCAUUAUGUCUCCAUCUUUGAUGUUCUCCGUCAUCCAUCCACCACCACCACCCACUGCACCUGGUCCAUAACCUUCCGCUCAGAGUUCAAACUCCACUUCCUCGGCCUCCCCCUCAACCGCUCCGACCGCUUCUUCUCAGCUCACACAGCAACCCACUACGCGGUCUACUUUUGGCAACCAAACCGCUCGCUUUAUCAAGACGACCCGAUAGAACAGCUAGCAGUGUGGGACAUUUCUUCCCCAUCUCCCUACCGACCAUCAGAAGACCCAAAAGGGAGGAAACGUCCCAGCGUGGAACGGACACCUUCUCUCCCGACGGGUCUAUGGAGCGGUAAAUCAUCUUCUACCGCCACAACACGCAGUCCCCCGCAGGCAGACGUGUCAAACGACGCCGCCUCCUCCUCAGACAUGGAACAACCCCGCCGCCGGCUUUCGGCCUCACAAACCACCACCGCCCCCGGCCCGUUUGUUAUCAGGCGUAUAGCCUGGUCCCAACUAGACUUUUACGGCCUGCGACAACGAGCUACGCCCCAGCUGAGGAACUUGUCGCUGGAUGGGAAGAAUCUGUAUUUCAUCGAGGAGGAGCACAGGUGGGCGGAUGGGCAGCACUCUAGUCUUUCUCCUCCGAGGGCGCACCUUGUUCGGUCGACUGGUAUACCGAUUAUUCCUUUUGAUGAUCAGGACAACUCUUCCCAGGGUCAGGGUCAUGUGGUGCAAGGCCCGGUGUUUCUUGAUAGUUGUGGGGCGGAUGGGGAUGUGAACAUGAAUUUUUGUCGAAGGGUGGCUCCCGCAAGUUCGGUGAGCGUGUGGCCGCCGCCUAGCAUUGGGGGUUUGAACGCGGUGAGGGGGAGGGGUUUGAUUGAACAGUUACGGCCCCGGGAGAAGAAGGAGGAAACGUCGGAGUGGGGCGGGAUAGCAAAGCAUUUGGCGCCGUGCUGGAGGCAUGAGGAUUUUCCUUAUUUGACUGUUUCUGAGAUGGUCGAUGGGGAGGCUGGGGUUAGGGUGAGCGCGAUGCAUUGUUUUAUGCUGGAGACGUUGAGUGUGCAUGUCAGGCCGAGGUUGACGGUUGGAGGCGAGGGGUUGGAUGAGGGGAAAGGGAAGGUGGACAGGGAGGAGAUUGUGAGGAGGACGAGGGUGAAGGAGUUUGGGGUUAUGAGGGGGGAUGCGGGGGAGGAGGUCAAUAUGUGGGGGGAGUUGCUUGCAAAGGGGCACAUCAGUGGGGAUGAGAGGUGGGUUGUUGGGGAGGAUGAGCAAGGGUUGAUAACGGUGUUGAGGUUCUAG